UCAGAUCUACCUACCCCUAAAGAUGUCUACAAGCAACAGCAACCCCUUCUGCCCGCCGACAAGCGGAGACGCACCUGCAACUACCCCAAACCCUAAUCCCGAUAUUAAACAACGCCGAACCAAUUUUACUUCAGAAAUCGGCACAACCAUCUGCAACUGCCCAAACCCUAAUUCCUGUAAUUCAGAUACGGCGAAGAAAACCCAAUUCCCUCCAGAUCUUAUUGAGGAAAUUCUUUUGAGGCUCGGUGUCAAGUCUCUGCUUCGAUUCCGAUGCGUAUCCAAGCAGUGGUUUUUUCUACUUUCCAACCAACAAUUCAUCACAAGACAUCUCAAAAUCCAGACUUCAAAACGCACUCGCCAGGAAUUUAUCGUUCAGGGUCUUGAAGAUACAAACUUUGCCAUCGGCACUCUAGACGACAAUGCUGAUCGGAUAUGGUUUCGACUCCUGGAAACCAACCACCUCCAGGUGCUGCCUUCAGAGAAAAGUGCUGGCUUAUUGGGGCACUGCAAUGGCCUUCUGUCUUCGCGCUUCUAUUCCAAGGAGACCGACCGGAACAGCAUCGUUGUUUGUAACCCUUCAACAAUGGAACAGUGGAGAUUUUCGAUGCCGCAAUGUCUUAAGAAGAAUGUUGAACUAUUUGGGUUCGGUUUUGAUUCAGUAAGUGAUGAUUACAAGCUUGUAUUAGCGACGAUUACAGCAUGUGGGAGGAAACUAGAUAAGAUCCAGAGCUUGAGCCUGAAGAGGGGUUUAUGGAAAACUGUUCAAUUUGAUAUAGAGUACUCGUUUGAUUUAUCAGAUGGAACUCAUGUCAAUGGCUACAUUUACUGGCUUAUUAAUCGUCAACAACGAUCUAGUUGUGGAAUUGUAAGUUUUGAUUUGAGCACAGAUAAAUUGAGAGAAGAGGAAUCUCUAAGCUGGAUACUAUCCAAUAAAUCCAACAUGUAUACCAGUUUGCAGCUGUCAGGAGAAUCUCUUUGUCUGGUCGAGUCUCCGGACGAGGUUGCCUAUGAUGUGUGGAUGAUGGAGGAAAAUGUGGUAACACAGACCAAAUCUUGGAUUAAAUUGUUCAGAGUUAGUAGUACUGAUGGCAACUUCAAUACCCCUUUAAAUGAUCCAUGGAACCGGGAUGUGAUGACUCCAGUCUGUUUUACUGGAAACGGAAAAGUUUUGAUUUAUUGGCAUUCAAGAUAUGAAUACGCUCUGUACAACCCCGAUGACCAAUCAGUUAACAAAGUUGCAGAAUUUGGCAAUCCCAUUUGGGAAUCCUGGCCUGUGAGUCCAUAUGUGGAGAGCUUGGUCUCCCUGGGUUGAUGAACUCAAUUCAAUUACUGAGUUCUAAUUUUAUUAAUGCUAUUAUUUACUUUGAUGUUCCUUUCGUCUGGUGUUGUCAUCUUAUUUAUUUUGGGGAGUGGCUAAUGAUAGAAGAGGCUGUGCUAGUGUAUGGUCCUCAGGCUGGUGAUGUGAAGAGUAAGGUAUUGGUUUAGUUUUAAUAAACUUGAGUGAAUGUGUCGAGGGUGUGUUUUUAGGUAAUGUAAUUUGUAAUUAGAAUGAUGGAGCCAUUCUGCCUGAUAUUCUUCUUAUCUUUAAGCAGGAAUUCUAUGUGGUUUCAGCUAGUAAAUUUGAUUGUUGAAG
This is a messenger RNA of Rubroshorea leprosula, 1633 nucleotides long. The record is from the annotation of a GenBank genome assembly. NCBI's taxonomy places the organism in Eukaryota, Viridiplantae, Streptophyta, Magnoliopsida, Malvales, Dipterocarpaceae.